AUGUCGCAGUUGUCGCAGCGCUUCGUCAUACCGCAUUCGCACACCGUGCCACUUCCGCCGCCGUCUCCUGCGGGCGCGCGGAGGGCGCUGCGGAAGGCCUUUAGCCACAACGACGAGAAGAACGUCCGCGCGAUCGGCGGAAACGGUCGGCGCAACUCCCGCUUGGCGCAGGCGAAGGCGGGUGGCGCAACUCCCGCGCAUGCGAGCGGGUUUCACUGCUACGCGGUAGAGGAGUCCCCGCGCAUCCCCGCGCAUAGCUGCGCGGAAGGGCCCGCGGAAGAUCUCGCGGAAGGGCCCGCAGAAGGUCUUGCGGAAGUGUCCGCGCACAGAGGCUCGUGGGUUGAUCGCAACGAUGCUGGAGACGAUAACGCUACUUCGCGUGGCGGUUCCGCCCAUCCCGUGCCGGCCGAUGCGGUAACCGGCGCAGCGGCGCAGAUCAACUCCGGAAUGGCGCAAACUCACCCCGCAGCGCGUUUCUCGCCACGCACGAUUCGCGAGACGACCGCGUCUAUAAGCGGACGAUCGCGCAGCUCGUCGGAUCUGCAGCGCGCCGCCAAUACCUCCGCGCUUCUCCCGCCGUUUCCCGCUUCCCCGUCCGCCGGUUCCCCAUCUGCCGCUUCCUCGUCCACCGCUUCCCCGUCCGCCGCUUCCCCUUACCCUGCAUUCCCAACCUCUCUCUCCACCCCCUCUGCGCACCCCUCACUCGCUCUCGUCUCCCCUUCUUCCUCCUCUUCCGCCGGCCCCUCCCCUUCUUCCGCUUCCUCAUCCCCUUCAUUUUCCGCCUUCCCGCGACCUUCCGCACUCGCAUGUCGUACGGACUUGGAAGGGGGGGAAGGGGGGAAGGAGGAGGAGGAGGAGGAGGAGGAGGAGGAGGAGGAGGAGGAGGAGGAGGAGGAGGAGGAGGAGGAGGAGGAGGAGGAGGAGGAGGCGGCGGAGGGGAAGGAGGGGGAGGGCCUGACACCCCAGCAGCUCUGCGGGAUAGCCGAAGCUGCUAGUCUGGUUCGGCAGGUGGUGAAGCUCGGGUUCCUGCUGCCGUAUCCCAAAGCCGACAACGUCAUCCCCGUGCGCCUUGCAGACGAAUGGAUCGCAGCAUCACGAGUGGCUCUGGAGGUGCUAGGCCCCAAAUACUCGGACGCCUUUGAUGUGGUUCCGCACAUUGCCAACUCCAACUGUGAUCGGCAGGAGGCCAAGGAGGCUGCGCAGCUCCUACUCAGGGAUGGAGUGGUGGGAGUGGUGGGCCCGGCAUGCACGGAGGCAGCGCUGGGAGCAGCAGACGUUCUCAUGCCUGCUGGCGUUCCCAUCGUCUCAUUCGCUGCCACGUGGGAUGGAUUCAGAGACCGGGAGAGAUUCGGCAGCUUCUUCCGCACUGUCUUCGGUGACAGGCACCAGGCAGCAGCCAUGCGCUCCCUGCUUCAGGAGUUCGUGUUUGAUCGAGUCAUUCUGUUCUUCACAGAGGAUACGUACGGAUCAGCACUAGGCUAUGAUAUCGAGUACUUCGCGCGCAGUGACAAUCUGACAGUCCACAGCAUACCCGUUCCGGUGCCCUGCCUCAACUACUCCUCCCUCCUCCUCAACCUCUCCGACCCAAACCCUUCCAAGCCGCUCAUUCAAUCCGAUGACUCCACAGUGGUGGUCCUAGCGGUCUCACCCAACGCAGCUGAGGGCUUUUGGCGCGCUGCACUAGACCUGGGUCGAUUGGAAUAUCCUUGGUGGUAUUUUGGCACGGAUGGAGCAGUGGCAUUCGACCUGGUGGGGGAAGGCCAGAACCUGACAGCCUUAGCGUCAGCACUGCAAGGGGAGAUGGGGGUCGCCCCUUACAAGGGAGACUACUCGGGCUCCUCCCCCAUAUGGGAAUACAUAAUGCACUGGCGGACCAAGCGCCAUGACAUUUACCCUGGCUUGCUCACUCUCGACGUCGGGCCCUCCCUCCCGCGCUUCAACUCCACCCGCCAAUACGUGCCGUACCUCUUUGACGCCGUUCACGCCUUCUUUGAAGCUUUCAGGAGCAUUAUUGCCAACCAGAACACAGCACCCACUAAGGAGCUUGUGCUGGCGUGCUUUAAAGGCGUGCCGCAAGGAUGCAUCAACUUCACGGGAACCACAGGGCAGGUAUCCUUCAACCCAGCUACAGGCGAGCGCUUGAAAUCUGUGGCCACACCGACCUACAGCAUUGUAAAUCUUGAGGGCGUGAUGUGGCAGGAGAAGGCCCGCUGGGAGGAGCGGCACGUGGAGCGCUUCACUCUCGACCUCACUCAAAUCUCCCGCCCGGGUCCUCUGCCCGGUGCUGCUGCUGGUGCUGGUGCUGGUGGUGGCGGUGGCAGUGGUGGUGGCGGUGGUGGUGCUGGCAAUGGCAGUGCAGCAGGGGUGAAAGAGGCAGGUGACUACUCAGCUCCUGCUGCGUUUGAUGUCUUGAAUCAGUUUACCAUGGCUGCUCUCGCGUCGGUCUCUGCUGCUGCUCUCUCGAGCUCGUUCGUCCAGACUUCUUCGCUGAAGCUGUCUGCGAAGCCCGUCAAUGUUCGCAGCACCCGUGCUGUCCGCAUCGUGGCUAUGGCCCAGCCUGAUCUGAAGAAGGAGAUUCAGGAAAAGAUCGCUGCUGCUCAAGAAACCUGCUCCGAUCCGAACUCCACCGCUGAGUGCGCUGCUGCGUGGGAUGAGGUGGAGGAGAUCUCAGCUGCCGCUGCUGAUCAGGCUUUGAAGCAGAAGGCAGCAGAUUACGAGGACCCCCUUGAGAAGUACUGCAACGAGAAUCCCUCUGAGGAUGAGUGCAGGAUCUACUCUGACUGA
Molecule: messenger RNA, 2784 nt
Organism: Closterium sp. NIES-65
Lineage: Eukaryota; Viridiplantae; Streptophyta; Zygnematophyceae; Desmidiales; Closteriaceae
Source: the annotation of a GenBank genome assembly